Messenger RNA from Portunus trituberculatus (swimming crab), 6442 nucleotides. RefSeq lists its product as uncharacterized. The transcript has a single exon. The coding region runs from base 1 to 1125 and encodes 374 amino acids. Lineage: Eukaryota; Metazoa; Arthropoda; Malacostraca; Decapoda; Portunidae. The record is from RefSeq and is a predicted model, not a curated record.
AUGGAGUACUCACCUGUUACACCACUUUCCUCACCAGCAGAAGUUACCCAGGCUUGGCUUGAGCAGGUGCUCAGGCACAAGUUGGGCUCCUCACUCAAGCUCAACUCCUGGUCUGUGAAAUUACCAGAGACCAAGAGUGGAUAUAUGAGUGAAGUGUGCUUCAUACAGGCCUACUUCUCUAUUAGAGAGGGAGCACCAGAGGAAAAGCUGUCCUUGUUUGUAAAAUUCAUGCCAUAUGAGAAGGUGCUUUUAGAUGUAAUGAAGAAUUGCCAGUUGGCGGACAGAGAGGUUGGGUUCUAUAAACAUGCCUUCUCGAGGGAGUUCAACGACUUUUGUGAGACCAGUGGCGUGCAUCACCCAGUUCCUGAGGUGUACUGGGCUGGACUUGAGGACAGCAAGAUGACAAUAGUUCUUCAAGACUUAUGUAGUGAUGGUCUUAGACUCUCAGCACCUGUGGAGGGCAACUCUCUCAAACAGAUCAAGUGUGUCUUGGCCACAGUUGCAGUCAUUCAUGGCUCAGGCAUUGCCACUAUACAGAAGCAAGAGAGACAUGCUUGGGAUAUUCCCCUUCGUAUUUAUCACCUAAAAAAUUACAUAGUUGAUGGUAUCAAUAAACAGAUAAAGAUAUUUGAGGGAACACCUACUGUGAACACACUGAAGGCUCUCUUGCCUCUAACAAGUGAACUCUUCUCAGUGGAAGAUAAACACCCUUUCUUGAAAUCAAUUAUCCAUGGUGAUCUCUGGACUGCUAAUGUGAUGUUCUCACAGGAUGACCAACACGCUUGUAUCUUUGACUGGCAGUUUUGUCGAGUUGGAAAUAUUGUCUGUGAUAUAAUGACUUUACUUUUGGUGAGUGCAGAGGUGUCUUGCUACACAGAACAUCUGACUGAGAUUCUUGAGUGUUACUGGAAGUGUCUUGAGCAGUCACUUCAGAGUAAUGGAGUCACAGUUGAUGUAUCAUUCCAAGAUUUUGUUCAUAAUUUUGAGUCCAUGUGGAUUUAUGGCUAUACUUUAUUUUGUGCUGGCAUUCCUGACUUACUAAAGAGUCAUAUCAGUGAAGACCGGGUCCGAGCUGUUGUCUACUUCCUGGAAGAGAGGGGAGUGUUCAAAAAUUUUCUUUCUUAAAGAUUAAGAAAAGAAAGGAUUUAUUGAAUUUAUGUAUAUAUGUAUGUCAAAAAAAUUAUAAAAAGGGUUAUCCAGUUUGAAAUGUUCAGUGGCCCUUAAUUUUUUUUUCCUUGAAUUGAUCCUGGAAUUUAUAACACAAAAAGGUGCUUUGUCAAUACCUUGACUUGAAAAACUAGGAAUUUAUAUUGAGUUUAGUCAUGAUAGUGAGCAGCACCAACCCUUUACAGAACACUGAAGGUGCAGGACAGGUUAAUCAACAAAUUAUUCAGACACAGUUUUUAACUGAUCACAAGGGUACUAAAGAAUCAAUAAUUUUCAGGCUCCAGUCACCAUCCAUCAAGAUAAAGUUACCGACAAACCAAAUGCAGAAUGGAGUACUCACCUGUUACACCACUUUCCUCACCAACAGAAGUUACCCAGGCUUGGCUUGAGCAGGUGCUCAGGCACAAGUUGGGCUCCUCACUCAAGCUCAAUUCCUGGUCUGUGAAAUUACCAGAGACCAAGAGUGGAUAUAUGAGUGAAGUGUGCUUCAUACAGGCCUACUUCUCUACCAGAGAGGGAGCACCAGAGGAAAAGCUGUCCUUGUUUGCAAAAUUCAUGCCAUAUGAGAAGGUGCUUUUAGAUAUAAUGAAAACUUGUUGCUUGGCAGAGAGGGAGGUUGAGUUCUACAAGCAUGCUUUCUCAAGAGAGUUCAGGGACUUUUGUGAGACCAGUGGCGUGCAUCACCCAGUUCCUGAGGUGUACUGGGCUGGACUUGAGGACAGCAAGAUGACAAUAGUUCUUCAGGACUUAUGUAGUGAUGGUCUUAGACUCUCAGCAUCUGUGGAGGGCAACUCUCUCAAACAAAUCAAGUGUGUCUUGGCUACACUUGCAGUCAUUCAUGGCUCAGGCAUUGCUAUUAUACAGAAUCAAGAGAGACAUGCUUGGGAUAUUCCUCUUGAUAUUUCCUCCUUUGAAAAUUAUGUAGUUGAUGGUAUCAAUAAACAGAUAAAGAUAUUUGAGGGAACACCUACUGUGAACACACUGAAGGCUCUCUUGCCUCUAAGAAGUGAACUCUUCUCAGUGGAGAAGAAACACCCCUUCUUAAAGUCAAUCAUCCAUAGUGAUCUUUGGGCUGCUAAUGUGAUGUUCUCACAGGAUGACCAACACGCUUGUAUCUUUGACUGGCAGUUUUGUCGAAUUGGAAAUAUUGUCUGUGAUAUAAUGACUUUGCUUCUGAUGAGUGCCGAGGUGUCUUGCUAUACAGAACACCUGACUGAGAUACUUGAGAGUUACUGGAAGUGUCUUGAGCAGUCACUUCAGAGUAAUGGAGUCACACUUGAUGAAUCACUCCAAGAUUUUCUAUGUAACUUUGAAUCCAUGUGGAUGUAUGGCUAUACUUUCUUUAGUGCCUCUCUUCCUGACUUACUUAAGAGUCAUAUCAAUGAAAACCGUGUCCGGAGUGCUAUCCUCUUCCUGGAGGAGAAGAGUGUUUUCAAAAAUUUUCUCUCAGAUAUUUACAAACAAGGAAUAAAUAAAAUAGGGAAUGUGUGAAGAGCAGUACAGUUCCUUCCUUUGCAUCAUCACCACUCAUGUGUAAUAAUUGUACUGGGGAGUUCAUAUGCUGGUUUCAUAUUUGUGACAAUAUAAUGAAUCUUUAGAGUAAUGCAGUAUUAGACUUUUUUAGCUAACUUAGUCACUGGUUUUCUCUAUUAGUUUUGUAAUUGUUUGCAUUAUACAAGAAUUGCCAUCAAUACUAGCACAUACUUCCUUUUUUCAGGACGGUAAUGCCCUUUCUCUAAAUAACAUUAACAAGAAAUAUUGAAACCAUGGAUUUACAACCUUUAGAAAGCGACAGUGAUAUAACUCAGCUGUGGCUGGAGAAGAUGCUGUCUAUCAAGAUGGAAUGCAGCAUCAAAGUGGCUUUCUGGUCCUCUACUGUGCCACAGCAACGAGAAGGUUUCCUGAGUGAAAUAUCUUUUGUCAAGGUGCAGUACACUUUGCCAGAAAGUGAUGAGGUGCAGGAGUGUAAGUUGGUCUUCAAGUUCUUGCCACAAGAUCCUAAGCUAGUCCAGUUUCUAGCCAAUGGUGGACUGGCUAAGCGGGAAGUUGAAUUCUAUCAGUUUGUCAGCAGCCCAGACUUUCAGGGGAUCUGUGCAGAGAGAAGCAUUGUCCCACCUGUGCCAGAAGUCUUCUUUGCUAGUUAUUCAGACUCUGCCAUCACCAUUGUUCUUCGUGAUCUUAGUGUGGAUCAGUAUAAGAGUGUAUUGAUCAGAGACGGCAGCACACUGGCUCAGACCAAGACAGCACUGAGGGCCAUGGCAUUAAUUCAUGGUGCUGGCAUCCUCUACCAGCAGCAGCACCAUGAAGGGGGAUGUCUGUCACCCUUGGCAAAAGAGUUUAGCACAGAUUUUUAUGAACAAUUCUUUGUGCCUAAUAUGGUCACUAUGGCAGAGAUGUACACAGGUACAUCUCUCGCUGAGGUGUUCAAGGCACUCACUCCCCUGACAAGACACAUUCGUUCUAUUUCAAAGCGACAUCCACUACUCAAGACUGUGGUGCAUGGAGAUCUGUGGGCUGGGCAGCUUCUAUACUCUGCUGAUGAAAGUUUAGUUAGCAUUAUUGACUGGCAGUUCUGUCACCUGGAUAAUCCUGUUGGUGAUAUCAUGUCCAUGUUCUUCAUGAGCACUGACCCUCAGGUGCUGGAGGAACACCUAGAGGACAUCAUGCAAGACUACUGGGCUGCCCUCUGCCGGGUGGUGGAGGCUGGUGGAGGGGAAGUGGGACUCACCUUGGAGCAACUGAUGGCUAAUGUGGAAGAAAUGUGGAUGUAUGGUUUUAUGUUCCUGGUAGUCAGCAUCCACGACUUUCUUGGAAGUGACAACAUAUCAAAGAAGAGGCUGCUUGGAGCCUUCACCUUCCUUCAGAAGAGAGGAGUGUUUGCAAAGUUUCUAGCAGAGUUUAAAAAUGAGGGAGCUGAGGAUCAAUGAAAUCCAUAAUUGUAGAUACAUUGUCAUUGACAAGAUAUCUGAUGUGGCAAAACAAUCCACAUUGUUAUGGUGGCUGUAGUCUUUGAAGGUACUCUCUCAAAUUGAGCUCUGCUCAGAUUCCAAUAAAUUUUUAUAUAUACAGCUUUUUAAUAUUUGCAGAGAACUUUAAGACGAGUGAACUAUUAGUAUAAGGACAACUACCAUAAGAGGAAUACUGUAACCACUGUGCAUUACAUCAAAAUUAUGUGACUUCUUGUGAAGAUGAUUUAUAACAUCAGAAAGUCAUUUUAAGAUCAUGAGCAGUAUUUUGUUACUUUACAUCAGUAUUAGUCAUGAUUAACAAUAAUUGUUGUUUUAGUUGAAGAUCUGAGUAGAUAUUUAUAUAUUAAAUUUUAGAUAAAUGUAUACUGUUUGUAAUAUAAAAGCUUACAAAAAAAACUCCAGUAAUACUCAAAUAGUGAUGAUGAUACAAAGGAAGCAACACAUUCCAUCAACACCAAACAUUCAUCUCACCCCUAUUCUGUUCACCUCUCUAAUGCAAGAAGUAACCAGUAUUCCCAAUGAUCCAUCCCUUUCUCUGGUAAACUCAGGAACUCCCUGCUGCUUCUGUAUUUCCAUCUUCCUAUGACUUGACCUUUUUCAAAAGAGAGAGAGACUUCAAGGCACUUAUCCUGCGGCUUUGGCUGAUGCUUAUGUCUUUGUGUAGGCCUGGCACCUCAGAGGGUCUUUUUCACUGUAAUUUUUGUUUCCAUUGCUGGCACACUUAAAAACAAAAAAAUAUUUAUUACCACUGUCAUUAUCACAGUAUGCUUCUAGUGCUCAGGAUGUUAUGGGAAAGCAAGAUCUAGACUUAGAGGUAAUAAUAGUAAGAAAAGACAUUCAUGUAAACAGGCCACUAAAUCAAUUAGGCACACAAGCUUAGAAACAAAAUAUGCCAACCUAAAUAAAUUGCAAUCUUCACUAACCUUUCCAUUGAUAAAUUAUUAAGAAGCUUAUUCUACCUCUCAUCCUCAUCUCAUUGGCUACAUUAAGUUCAACAAAGCAUCUGUCAGACCCUACAAACAAUAAACUUGGAAAGCCAUUUGUCAUCCACAAGGCCACACUUGGACCACACUAAUAUACAACCUCACUAUCAAUUUGUGUGUGUAUAAUGUAUAUAUUAUUCCCAGGGAUAUUUUUGUUACUGUAGAUUAGUAUCUACAAGAAGCAAUCAUUAAAAACAACGAUUUCUCAUAUAUACAAUUUGUAUUAAAUAUACUAAUUUCAACAAAUAUAAGUCUAUGUGGCUGUGAAAACUAUGAACAUGUACCUUUCUAUAGAUGUAACUUCAGGCUCUGAAUACAAGUGAUGAAGUGUUAUUUUUCUUCAGUCUUUUAUAUCAGUAUCAGCUGAAGGCAAGUUUGUAAAUGCAGUUUAAAAAUGUAGUCAUUGUUAAUACAUGAGUAAGAGUUGAUGAACCAUUCCACUCACUGGGAUAUGGGAAACAAUAAAUCUUUAAAGUUUUUAUGUACCUAUUUGUAUCUGUAACCUUACUGUUCCAUUUCCAUUGUCAUUUUGUAUCCAUGGUAAGUUCACACUAGAAAAUUAGACAUCAAAUGGAUAAUUUAUGAAGAUUCUUUGUUAUCAAACAUCCAAUUCCUUACAUAUAAGACCAGAUUUGUGUCAUGCUUUUCCUUGGAUACUUCAUACAACACUUGGUGAACAACAAGCUAUAGGAGUAAAAUAAAGAAUUAAAUAAAUCGGCAUGGCUCGACAGAAUGCUAACCAGACAUGGCCAACACAACACUGCAGAAAGGAAACUUCUCACCAAUCAUGUCCAAAAAAUGGGACACAUAUACAACAACAGUGGAUUGAAAAUAUAUACUAUCAACAAAAUGAUAUACAUACAUUUAUCUACACUGAAUUAUCUAUGUUGUACAUCUAUUAUAAAAAAAAUACAUAUGUACAGUUGCCCAGAGUAGAACAUAAUGACAAUCAUUUUCUAUUUUAUUUUUAGACAUGUAAUUAAUUAGUGGGACUGAUAUACAUGUACAUGCUGGUGUAUCACUUCUUAUUCUACUUUCACUGUAUGAAAUAAUCAGUUCCAACACAUGACAGGAACUCUAUGAAGCUGGAACUUAUCAAACUGAAUAUACUCUAUUGAUCACAGACAUUUUAUGGAGCUGGAAUUUUUCAAAUCCAAUUUACAACACCAGCAAUGACUUACAUCUAAUUAGGUAGGCUGUAACAAACCUAACAGAGAGAGAGAGAGAGAGAGAGAGAGAGAGAGAGAGAGAGAGAGAGAGAGAGAGAGAGAGAGAGAGAGAGAGAGAGAGAGAGAGAGAGAGAGAGAGAGAGAGAGAGAGAGA